GCCUGGAGUUGGAAACCCCUGAUUUAGACCAACUCUGAACUUAUUAAGGCUCAUCUUUCUAAUCUUCUAUUGUCCAAUUCCGAUGAGUCAGUGUGAGCUGUAGCCUUAGUUUCCUGUUUUUAGCUGACAGGAGUGCUUCCUGGUGUGGUCUUCUGCUUUCUGCUUUAAGAUUUGGCGUGCUAUGCGUUGAGAGAUGCUCUUCUGUGUGGUUGUAAUUAGUAGUCAUGAGUUGCUUUUGCCUUCCUGUUAACUCAAAGCAGUCUGGCCAUUGUUCUCUGACCCUUAGCAUCAACAAGGCAUUUUCACAUAGAGAACUGCUGCUUACUGGAUAUUUUCUCUCUGUUUUUGGACUGUUUUUUGUUACAGAUGGUUGCGUGUGAACAUCUAAGCAGAACCCGGGCAUGUGGCAUAAAAAGCCACUGACAUGCAUGCUGGCAUGUGGUUGGACAAUUAGAUAUGUAUGUUAAUGAGCAGUUAAACAGGUGGACCUAAUAAGGUGGUCAUGAUUGCAUACGCAGAUUUUAAAAUUGAAAGUCUUGCUUAUUUCAGCAAGAAAAUGCCAAACCACGUUCGUUGGGUACUGCAGCAGAUAAAAUCGAGAAUCGAGAGAUUAAACGCUCUGUUCAGACCUGUUAUGCAUUAUAACUGUUCUGCACAUCAUGAAGGAACAAAUAUGACAGAGGAGGCCUCAAAUAUCAGCAGCGAUACAGCAGCAUAUCCCUGGAGCAAAAAUGAAAUGUUCCUUUUCCGGGCAGCUCUGGCUUUUGCCAUGAGGGAUUACACUAACGGAGAAGAAUUUGGGGUUUCAGACAUCCAUCCAUGUGACGAGACUAAGAGAGUGUCCUUCUGGUUUGUGGUGACGAGGCCGAACACCACAGAUCUUGUUGAUAAAGGAACUGUGGAGAUGGCUAUAAAGAAGUCGAGAAAUCGCAUCAACGGUGCUUUUCUGCUAACAGAUCAAACUCUGGAGUUCGAUGGCAUCUAUCCCACUCUGGCAGCACCGGUCUCCCCUGACACCCCUCCGUGGCUCAUUGUCUUCGGGGUGGUCAUGGGUGCAGUUAGCGUCGGCAUCAUCGCCCUGCUUGCGUAUCCUCUGGUCCAACGAAAACUGAAGAAAAACAAGGAUGCAGAUGACGAGGACAGCGACGAAGAGACGGGGGUGAAAACGGCCGAAAUCGGUGCAAAUGAUGGUAUUUAUAACUCGACGUUCUCGGACGAUGAGCGAUUCACGCAGAUGUAAAGGGCUCUCAUAAAAAACUCACUGCAACAGUGUGAAAAAUAAUGUGAUUUUCUUUAAAGUUUCUAAUUUAAUUCAUUUCAGUUUUGACAUGUGAAUUUGCUGGGUCUUUCAAUGCAAUAAUCACAAGCUGCCUUAAAAAAAUCCAGUGUUUCACACUAUUUAACUGCCGUUUUACACAUAAAUGUAUUUUUUCCCCUCAACCAAAGUGUCGAAGGAUGAUUUUUCAAAGAUCUCUGUAUGACAGGGUGUGUUAAAAUAUUUUGCCAAAGUGUGGUCUAUAUAUUAACCAUUUACAACCAGUCAAAUGGUCUCAUUUAUGAAGAAGGCUCAUCCCUAUAUUUGUACCUUUGAAGGAAUUUAAUAAAAUACUCUGUUAAAACA
This is a messenger RNA of Oreochromis niloticus (Nile tilapia), 1621 nucleotides long. It is a transcript of the gene cltrn, whose product is annotated as collectrin, amino acid transport regulator. NCBI's taxonomy places the organism in Eukaryota, Metazoa, Chordata, Actinopteri, Cichliformes, Cichlidae. Gene Ontology annotation, biological process: positive regulation of amino acid transport. The transcript is spliced from 5 exons. The coding region runs from base 503 to 1240 and encodes 245 amino acids. Gene Ontology annotation, cellular component: plasma membrane; extracellular exosome. The record is from RefSeq and is a predicted model, not a curated record.